AUGAAAGGGAUUCGGUGUGUAUCGCGACGGAAAAGUAAAAGUUGUUUUGGUGUCUUGGUUAUUUCUUUAUUGUUAUUGAGUGCAUUCCAUUUUCGGAUUUUUAGAAGUUACCAGGGAUAUUAUGAAUUUAAACUUGAGAAAGAUAGUAACUAUAUCAGUAAGAAAGGUUAUUUUGAUGGAUUACCCAGUAUAACAUUAACUAUAAGAACUUCAAGUCAACCCAGGCUGUUACCGUUUCUGUACUGUACUGCCCUUAGAACAGCUGUAUUGUAUUGGUCACAAGAUAUAGGAUCCAUUGGAAUUAUUCUUGAUAAGGAAUCCAAUGAAGACGUUAAAAUGGCAAAAAGUCUCAAAAGUCACCAAGAAACCAUGGGUAUAAAUUUCGAGAUAUACUAUGAAGCUCUACCACAUGAUCCGACCAUUUUCACUAGAAUCGGACGUCGAUUUCCAGGUUACAACAGACAAAUAUUUUCCAGCUUUUUGCUGGAUUUAUUUAUAGAAACAGAUGUUAUAGCUUGGACAGACACUGAUGGGAAAUUUACCAGCCCAGUGACUAAAGAUAAUAUUGUUAAUAAUGGGAAAUUACGAGCCAAGGGAAUGGAUACAUUCAAAUAUACUAUCGGAUGGUCUCAACUGACAGAACGGAUGAUAGGUCAUCCUAUGAUCAGUGAUUUCAUGACGUAUUUUCCGGUAUAUAUAUGGACAGACACUGUCAAAAACUGCAGAAAACACAUCCUUAAACACAUGAAUGUAACAUCUUUAGAAACAGCCUUUAUGAAAACAGGACCAGGCGGUGAUCUUAGUCCAGUUAAUGUUAUAAUGACAUAUGCUUACUAUUUCGAACAUGAUAAAUACGAUUGGCAUCUUGACCUAAGAAGAAAAUCAUUAGAUGUUUACAACAAAAAACAUUAUAUAUAUAUAAUAAUGAGAUGA
Lottia gigantea (owl limpet) is the source of this 933-nucleotide messenger RNA. RefSeq lists its product as hypothetical. The coding region runs from base 1 to 933 and encodes 310 amino acids. The transcript is spliced from 3 exons. The record is from RefSeq and is a predicted model, not a curated record. Lineage: Eukaryota; Metazoa; Mollusca; Gastropoda; Lottiidae.